Molecule: messenger RNA, 903 nt
Organism: Hydatigera taeniaeformis
Lineage: Eukaryota; Metazoa; Platyhelminthes; Cestoda; Cyclophyllidea; Taeniidae
Source: the annotation of a GenBank genome assembly
AUGGGAGGUAACUGUCUUCAGGUGCCAGCAUCGAUCCCUCUUAAGCCAUCAAAAGUCUGGCAUAGGUUGGCAUUGGGAGAAAAGAAACGUAAACGAACGUGACCCUACCUCCAUCUCUGUGGCCACGAUUUCACCGGUUAUGGUGUCACCUGGCGUCGAGGUGUUGUCUUCAGCAAUGCAGCUGUCCAACUUACCUCCAAUCAUCCCCGCGUCCUACCUCACCACCCUUUUCCUCGUCGACGAAAAGCCUAUUCCUCUACUUUCACCAGCAGUGGUGUUGGUAGUAGUGAUGGAGGAGGCGAAAUUGGUGGUGGUCCCGUUGAGCGUGAAUCCACUGCUGGAGGAGACCUCUUUGUAGGCGCAUCAGCACCUUCCAAGGUCACCGAUCAUGGGGAUCCCUUGGGAUUGGCUGGAGGGAUCACUACGCUGCCUUCACGCAUUCCUCGCUUUACCGACCUUGGUGUUCGACCGAGACGGUGGCGUAGGCGCCUCUCCAGUCUUCUUAGUCGCUUUUCCUUCCUCCUUAGCACUCACUCCCUCACUGAUGGUGCUCAUCCUUCCUCGACAGUGAUGGAUCCAUACUACAGUGUUGGAUGUGGAUCCAAUCGCAUUCGACCAACACCUAGCUCCUUGGCAGCUCUACGAUCGGGUGAUGGAGAUUUUGUGGUGGAUCCGACUCUCAGUGUCUUCGGCAGUAGUGGAAGCAGAGGCGGAAGCAGGAGUGGGUGUGUAGGUCGACGGAAUCCACUUGUCUUUGACGUCUAUGUAGUGAUUGAGGAAGGUGUGAACGACCGAGAAAUAUUGCCCGAUUACUCGAAGAGUAAGAUUCCUCACGAAAAUACAACACAUGGUCGUCCGAGCUCUCAGGCACUGCGAAGGAAUAAUGCGUGCUGUAUGCAGUAG